AGAGUACAUGCCUUGGAGUGUGCAUUCUGGCACUCGGCUCAAUUAUCGGUAUGCAGUGGUUUUACUUAUGAAAAACGUUUUAAUUUAGAGGGAGCCGAUGGCUUUCAAUGCUAUUUUCAUGAUUUACGCAAAGAAGAAGUGCGUUUAAGCCGCCAUCAUUCGUGGAUAAUGGUACGGGAUGCCAUCACGUUUUAUAGAACAAUUGAUUUUAUUUUCAUUGAUCAAAAAACGAACGGUGAGCGCUUCAAAACAACAUUAGAGUCAGAUUUUCUAUUAUUAAAAGAAAUCUGCAGAUCUAUACCAUGGAUUUUUCUACAAGAUGACGCUCCGAUUCAUAACGCUCGAUUAGUUAACUCAUUUAUUUCGAGUCAAAACUUUAAUAUCAUGACUUGGCCACCAUUUUCUCCGGAUCUUAACAUAUUUGAAAACCUUUGGAGUUGGCCUUCAUGCAAAGUUUUUGAAGGAGGAAAGCAAUACGAAGUUAAAGAAGUGAAAAUUCACUAAAUUGCAUAGACUCUCUCUAUCAUUCAAGGACGAAAAGGAUAUAUAAAGUUAUUGCAAACAAGCAGGAAGCUGUACACUUUAUUGAAAAAUUGUUCAUUUUAUCCUAAUGAGACUAAUACUGACACUAAAAAUAAAGAUUUAAAAUAAGCUCUUUUUCUACCAAAAAUGAAUUACUAGAAUAGACGCAGUUAAUCUAGUAAGAAAAUUUUUGAAAAACACAAUUUCGUGUUAUUAAUUAUACUCUCGCAACAAAAGUUGCUAAAGAGAGUAUUAUAGUUUUGUUCACAUAACGGUUGUUUGUGUCACCAAGAAAUAAAAGAGUUAGAUAUGGGGUUAUAUGUAUAUAAAUGGUCAGGAUGACGAGUAGAGUUGAAAUCUGGAUGUCUGUCCGUCCGUCCGUCUGUCCGUCCGUGCAAGCUCUCGGAACCCAUCUUCCUUGGCACCCUGAGGAGGUUGCUUUCGAAAAAAUCGGUCCACUGCUACGCCCACAAAAUGGCGGAAACCGAAAACCUAUACAGUGUCAUAACUUAGCCAUAAAUAAAGUUAUGAAAAUGAAAUUUGGAACAUAGGAUCCCAUUUGGAUGUAAUUGCUUUUGAAAAAUGGGCGUGACCCCGCCCCCAAAUAGGUUUUUUGUAUAUAACUCGCAAACCAAUAAAGCUAUAUAAACCAAACUUUCUGCAGUCGUUUAUUUAAGCCAUUUCCUUAUACAGUCCAAAAAUAAAAGAAAUCGGAAAAUAACCACGCCCACCUCUCAUACAAAGGUUAGGUUGAAAAUUACUAAAAGUGAGUUAACUCACUAACGAAAAACGUCAGAAACACUAAAUUUCACAUAAGAAAUGGCAGAAGGAAGCUGCACUGAGAUUUUUUUACUAAAUGGAAAACGGGCGUGGCGUCGCCCACUUAUGGGUCAAAAACCAUAUCUCAAGGACUAUUCGACCGAUUUCAAUGAAAUACGGUAUAUAACACUUUCUUGACACCCUGAUGACACGGAUGGAAUAUGGCGAAAUCGGUUCACAACUACGUCUACUUCCCAUAUAACUCAAUUUUGAAUUCUUUUGAUUCGUUCACUUUAUAAUACAUAUAUACAUUAGGAACAAAUGAAGAUAGCGGAAUAAAACUUUACACAAAUACUGUAUUUGAACUGUGACAUCAAUUGUCGGACCAUGACUUUUCAAGGCCCCUGAUAUCGAACAUGAAGAACUCAGGGUAAUUUUUCACCGAAAAUAUACUCAGGUAAAUCCCUCAGAUAUUUUAAUAUAAUUAAUUCCCUCUGAAUUUUUUUCUUAUAACAGUUUCUCUCUGUACCCGAAAUGGUAAAAAUCGGGUCAUAACUUCCCCCAGAUCCCAUAUACCUAAUUAUAAGUAAUAUUAAAUUAAGUGAGCGUAUAGUCUUCGAUACAUUGUAUCUUGGUGGUGAAAACGAGUGAAAUCGGUUUAGGAAUUACCUCAGUCCCCAUAUACUAUUUAUGAUGAUUUUCGUUAUUCUAUUGAACUUUAUACCGAAUAUAUGGGUCGAAUUGUGUUAUAUUUAUAAAAUUAGAUCAAUAAAUUGCGAGAGUAUAAAAUGUUCGGUUACAUCCGAACUUAGCCCUUCCUUACUUGUUUUUACAUCUUUUCAAUAUUAUCCUUGAAAAACCAUACAUUUUGCAUAUCAACUCUUAUUUAAUUUUAUUUAUUUUAUACUCUUAUUUAUAAUUAACUCUUUUUAAUUUAAUUGAAUUCGAAAUAAAAGUUCUAAGCUGAAUUCUAUUGUAAGCACGGAUGUGUCUAACCUAUUGACGAGGCGUGUAUGUGUGACUACAUAGUUACAAAAAUUAUGUUUGAUUGUCAUUGAUGUAUAUUGCAUUGUACAUUGACCAUUUUGUAUUUACCUUUAAAUCGUUUUCGCUUUUCACCGCUUACCGAAUUGUUGACAUGUUGACACGUUGACCGGUGUUGUUAUCAGUCUGCAUUGUUGGUGCUGAAAAUGGAAACUAAGCCAGUGACUAAUUGUUGAUGUCCAUACAUGCUGUUUUAUGUUUAUAGAGUACCUUGCUGCGCUCUUUUCAUAUACCAAAAAGAAACAAACAUAUAUACAUAAAUACAAUAGUAAUAAUAUUUGGGUUUAUAGCGUUCGUUUCAGUUUUCAUGGCAGCAGCGUACCUUUAACUCUGAUAUGAAACAAUAAUAAACUCGAUAUGAUUGUAAACAAAUAAUUGUUGUUGUAUCUAUUGUUGUAGGUAUGUAUGGUUAAGUAUCUGGCAUUAUAUGUACAUAUUUACCUUUUGUUGCUCGUGGUAACGACAUUCUUGGGCGAAUAUUCUGUUUCUGAAUAUUUGCUCUAUACAAGUAAAUAUACAUAUUUAUAUAUUAUAAAAGAAUAUCAAAACAUAAACAAUCUUCUAUACGUGUUUGUAUGUCUAUGCCGGUUUUUUAUUCCAUAUUAAUUUUCAUAGACAAACCCAUUUAUGUAUAAUACAUACCUGCAGUAAAGUGCCGAAAAAUACAAAAUAAUUAUUAAGAAAUUCAAAAUAUAUUAAAAUAGGUGGUGUACUCAAAAACCCCAAAAACACAUAUUUCAAUUGCUGUGUUUACGAUUGAUUGGUUACAAGUGCGCACCGGAAAUGUUAACAACUGCAAGUGGUCACCCAACAACCAAAAUUUAAGCUGCUUGUGCACCGCGCAUACCUAAUUAGGCUUCAUAUAACAACUCUUCUCCAUUUUUUAGUACCAUUAUGUGCUUAUUUAUUGCCAGUUUGCAACUGAUAGACUUUCUUAAAAUGUCGCUAUUUGUCACUGUGUCACUGUUGGAAAAUACCUUAAGGGACGGCCUAAAAAGUUCAAAGUAUUAUAUUUUAAGGGGUUACAACAUCUCAAGAAUAUUGUACUAAAUUUUCAAGUCGAUCCUAAUAAUAGUUUCCGAGAUGCAACCUUUGGAAAGUGUGCGCUGCAAGUCAAGUACUAUUGUUACUCAAAACUUUAAACGCGUUUUUCUCGGAACCGUGUUUUCAAAGUCGGUUGUCAAAUUUUCUCGAAAACUACUCUACCGAUCUUGAUGAAAUUUUGCACAGGUGUUCGAGAUACAAUUUACUCGUGCUUGAACGAAAGAUUUUAAUUUUUUUUUUUAAUUACAACUAUUUAAAAAAUACAAAAUAUCAAGCAAAUUUGACCGAAAUAUUUAUUUUUUGGGAAAAAUGUCUGCCAAAAUUUCAAUUCAUACUUUUUUGUCUUAUCUUCGUUCAAGCACGAGUUUAUGGUCUUACCUAAAACACUUAUUUUUGUUUUUUUCCAAUUUGGAUGAUCCUGUCAGGAGUUAUGCUGACAACGCGAUCGCAUCUUUUUUCCGAGGGGUCACCGGAAAUGACGUCGCAAUGGAGGAGUUUUAUUUUUAUUUUUGCUUUUGAAAAUUUCAGUAAUUAUUCUUUAAAUAUGUAUUUUUAAGUCAUAUAAUUUUUUCCAUAGAAAAAAAAAAUAUUGAAAAUAUACCAUUUUUUACGCGACAAAACCCAUGUAACCCCUUAAAGAAAAAAAUAUUUUUUUUUUAUCAAAAAUCCGUGUUAAGUAUUCAUUGGCAAGUAGUUUGUGAAGGCAUUAUAUCGAUUAUAGCGAUCUUUCAACUUUUGUAUAAUUUUUCAUACAUUUGCUUCGAAAUAAGUCAAGGUCUCGACGAUUACCACUUCAUUAUUGCUAACUUUCUUCCGGGUGAUCAAGAACUGGAGAACCGGGUGUAUGUAUGUUGGCUGUUAGAGUAAUUCGAAGUUAAUUUGUCAUAAUUUUCUCUGAUUUGAGAUCCGGAGCAUAAUGAGCAAUAAUGAUGGAAUCAAGAGGGCAGAUCGAAAACGGGGUAUUUUAAUAAACCGAUCAUACUGAAAAAUAAAAUAACGGCGAAAUAAUUCAUAAAGAACGAAAACUCUGAAAACAUUUCUAAAGAACAAAUAUAGGAUUUUAACGAUUCGGAAACCGAUUUCCGAGAAAAUGAAAAUGUAUCCCAAUCGUAAAAGAGUAACACUUGCUAUUUAAUAAAAAAUAUUUUUUAUUUUUUCAUGAAAUAGAUAGAUGAAUUAGAAAUUAAAAAAUAGACUUUUAUAUACUAAGUCUAUUGUAAAAAUCACAUAUAGACGCCUUAGAACCCUAAAUGACACUUUUUUGGGCAGUCAGAAAAACUGGUUAUUUGAAUAGGGCACAACAUUCCACCACUAUUCAGAAAACAUAAAUUCAAGACUGUCAAGAGCAGAAUCAAACCUACAAUGGCGGCACAAUUCUAGUCUUCUUCGUACAAAACACUCUUUUUAAAAUAAGGCAAAAAUAUUUUUCGCAUUCAAGCUUCCAGGUUUUAUAUUGUAUCCUAUGGUUCCGCGGGGAGCAAAGGGCCACAAUGAGAUUCCUCUAUUAAUUGUAAUCUUGCGCUAGCCUCUUGAUUCAGAUCCAACCUUUUUGGACCUUAAAUAUUUCGAAGUCCAAAUUUCUUCUCCGGGUUAGAGUGGGUCGGUCUUUGCUUCGAUUGCCUUGUGGAAUCCGGUUGAUUGUAUCUGGAUAUCGGAGCAGAACAUGCCCUAACCAACUUCUUUUUCUUUUGAGAAAUGCGGCCCAUAGUGAAGCUUCCUGUUUUUACCAUUCAUUAACAUUCUUUCGUCACAAAUGUUCUCCACAAAUUUAAGCCCAUAUCUUUUCACAUUGAAAACCAUUUCUAUUGGAAAAUUCGCUUAUCACCACACAAUCUAAUCACCAACAAACAAACCGCUCGCAAUGAGAAAAUUCAGUGAAAGCUUAGAGGCAUUUUCGGUAAUAACCAUAAACAUAAAUGUUCCGUCAAUCAGCGGCAGUGGUAAGCAAUAACACGCUUGUCACUCAGUGUCUCCACGUCAAUUGGAGAACGUUCAUAUGCAGCUCUUGAUGCCAAAAAAAAAACUACUCGAAGCAGCUGAGUAGAACACACAAACAACAUACAUUUUAAAUGAUUUCUUUUGAAUUCGCUUGCCGCUUGUCGUUUAGGUGUAUCUGUGUGUAAGCGCCUGUACACACAUCAAUUUGUAUGCAAACAAACACUUUCAUUUCAACACGCCCUCCAGUACAUACAAUGAUAACAAAGUCGACUAAAGCUAAUCGCAUUUGCCAUCAUUUCCUCAACACUUCCUUCUUCCAUUCAACAGCGCAUACAACAUACAACAUACGGUGAAAAAGACAAUUUUAAACGAAGUGUACAAGCGUACAUGUGGAACAUACAUACUGAAAAAUAUAUAUAGUUUAGAGAAAAAAAAUAUGAAUAUGUAUUGUGAGUCAUUCUGUUUAGUUUAGAUCUCAUAAGAUGGACCAUAUAGUGUGUUUGAAUGGCACUUUUGUCUUAUGUAGAUGCAUACAUACAUAUGCCUCGAGCGUGAAAAGCGAACGUGUUGUGUGUUAUGUAGACUCUCUAUUUAUUGAAAAAGUUUAAUUGCUCCAUUGCUCCAAUUGCUUUUCCUAGUGGCACAGACAUUUUUCCACCAUAUAAUACAUAAUUUUUCAGAAUUUCGGGUUCUGGAAUUGCAUGCAUCUUAGAGAGAUCAUCGUAGCAAUACCAUUUUAGUCAAUAGCGCCAAUAACGAACCAAAUUUGGCUUCCUGAGUCACUUAUGUAUAUGUAGUAAUUUAUUAGUAUAAUUAUCUGAAUAAAUGUGGUAUGUAAACACCAAAAAGUUUUGGGGUCAGAUCGCAUGAAAGAUUGGAACUGAUCAAUUGGAUUUACAUAUGUAGUCAUACUGGAUCUAGUAUGUGGGUUCUAUUACAUUAUUCACUAUUUUGUAUUUUAGAUCUAUGUAUGUAAUUAGCGUAGAAACCGUUUAUCCGGUUAUAGCCGAAUCGGAUGCUUCUCUUUCCCUCGAAAUUCGGCUCCAGUUGGAAAUCCCAUGUGAAACCAGCCCGCUCUCCACCUGUUCUUUCCAACGGAGUGGAGGCAUUCCUCUUCCUCUGCUUCCACCGGCGGGUACUGCAUCGAGCACUUUCAGAGCUGGAGUGUUUUCGUCCAUUCGGACAACAUGACCUAGCCAGCGUAGCCGCUGUCUUUUUAUUCGCUGAACUAUGUCUAUAUCGUCGUAUAACUCAAACAGCUCACCGUUAAAUCGUCUGCGGUAUUCGCCUUUGCCACUGCUUAAAGGACCAUUUUCAUCUCGUUCCAAGUACCGUCUAAUCGGAUCUUGACAUCGUCCACGCUUCUGCACCAUAAAGCAGGACCGGAAUGAUAAGCGACUUGUACAGUUUGAUUUUGCUUCGUUGAGAGAGGCCUACUCAGUCCAAGGUUGCACCUGUUGGCAAGAGUGAUUCUGCGUUGGAUUUCGAGGCUGACAUUGUUGAUGUUAUUGAUGCUAGUCCCCAGGUGUACGAAAUUAUCUACGACUUCAAAGUUAUGACUGUCAACAGUGACGUGGGAGCCAAGACGCGAGUGCGCUGACUGUUUGUUUGAUGACAGGAGAUAUUUCGUCUUGUCCUCAUACACUUCCAAACACGUUCGCUUCGCACCCUUAUCUAGUCUGGAGAAAGCAGAACUAACGGUGCGGUUGACAACCUUAGAACUUUUUUUUUAUUUUUCAAUAAAAAAUUAAAAAAAAAUUCAAGUUUUUUAGUCUUCAGUAAGGGGCGGUUAGUGUGUUGCGAUCCUGGUCAAAUUUCAUCGUUAUGAUAUGAAGGUCCCGAUACAAUUAGGAAAAACGAAAAUUAUCUGAAUUAUGUAUAUCAAAACUCUUUAAUACCAAAUUUAAAAAUUUAAUCAAACGAUUUAAAAAAAAAUGUAAGCAGGUGGCAACUCUGUUUAUAAAAAAAUGCCAAUUCAGUUUUUGUUACAAAUUAAAAAUUUAUUAAAAAACUGACUUAAAUAAAAUAAUAAAAACUGUAAAUAAAUAAUUUGUAAAAACAGGUGGCAACCCUUUCCAUGAUAUUUUUCUGAUUUAUAUUUUAGUUACACUGAUCCAAUUUGAUGCCCGUAUUGCAGUUUUUUAAUUAAUAAAUUCAUUUUAAUUACAAUUUUGGACCAGGUGGCAACCUUAUAACUGUUUUUCUAUUAAAACCGAACGAGAAUUGCACAGAAAAAUCCAAACAAAUAUUUCAAUAUGUUCAGUCUUUUCUUUGCUAGUCCUAUGCAUACUGCGAACGUAAUGGAAUUUCGAAACUAAGAAUAGAAAGUACCAGAUAUAAUCGAAUAAAAACGAACCCCUGUAGCAUGAGAAUUAGAACAAAGUUAUUUUCUUAUUAUUUUUAUAAUAAUUUGAAAAAUGCCAGAGACAGUAUUGCGAAAAAUAGUUUUUAAUAUUAAAAUCUCCGUAAAUAUUUUCUCUCCAAAUUAAUUGGCAAGGCCACUAUGUGAAAAUUGCAAAAACAAAAACACGCGAACAACACUUAGCCGGCAAAUAAAUGAAUGCCAUUCAGAAGAUGGUCAUAUUAACACAAAAGGUAAAUGUUGCAGAAGAGUAAGAGAGAGCAAAAACUUUUCCACACGACAAAAUGAAAAUUUCAGCGAGAGAGAGAGAGAGUGAAAGCUCCAACACGCAGCUUUUACGUUUGCCACUUUUCCGCAAUGAAACAUUGGAACAGUUGCUGCGCGAUUACGGAACGGAACGGUUGUAAGCGGAAAACAGCAAAGAAACAAAGCGUGUACUUGACUGAAUAUUUUGCUGUUGAACUUUUUUUCCUCCACUCUUGGACGAACGCACCACCACCCAACCGCAGAGGAGAGUGUGUGUGUGCACACGCGUGUGUUUGUUGUUGCCAACAGGGGGUGGCAGUAGAACAUAUUGAUGGCUAGCAAUUGUUUGAGCGUGUGUGUGUUGUGAAACAUUAAACAGCGAAGGAUGUACAGCAAGCAAGGCAAUAAUACAAGUGUAUACCGUAGCAGCUGUGACAGCAGCGUUGGCAAUUUUCGGUAAUUUUUUUGUGAUUACAACGCUGAAUUUAAAAGCUUGUGUUAAAUCAAAUUGAGCCCUCGUGAUUUACAUAUGCAAGUGUGCGCUUGAUAAGGCUUUUAAUGUACAUACUCCGCGUCCGCCGGUCGCCGUUAUGGGGUGAACUAUACAAUUUGCACACACUCACCCACACACCGACACAAAAUCAGCGCGUGUGAAAUCAAAUAUGUGAAACAUUGUGGAUUUUUCAGUUUUCCAGCUACUAUAUGCAGCGCGUAUAAUGUCAGCGGAUUAAUAAAUCGCAAGCGCACGACUUAUUUAGCCACACAGCGACAACGCACAAAAAGUGUUGCAUAUUUUAUGGCGUUCAUACGCUGCAUAGUGUAUAGCAUUAGACAGAGAGCGAGUUACGCUUAAAAAUAACGGAUUACGUAAACCGGCUACGCUACUAAAACGCUAAAGUGCAUUAAAGUGACACAAAAAAAUAAAAAAAUAGAAAAGGAUUUAUUUAUUUAGAUUCCCAAGCACUGGCUGGUUACCUAUUUUAUAGCCGUUUGUGAGUGCGAGUGAUUUAAGAACCACAAAUAUUUGCACAACAACCGAGCAAAAUAUUAACUGGAAUACAUAUAUGAAAUAAAAGUAAAAAAGUAACAAAAUCCGCUACUCGUAGUGACGUGACGUGAAGUGAAGCAGGCAGCGGCGGUACGUAUACGUGUGCUGUACGUGAAAGCAUCCGUGUUGUAACCUUGACAUGCGGCCUACAGCCAGUCAGUUAGCACUUUAAAGAACAGACAUACUCAUAUACAGAUUUACAUAAAUGUAUGUGUUAGUGUUAUAUACAGUUAGAGUGUGUGUAUAUUUGUGUCUUCAUGCAACCUGCGGCCUACAUUCAAAAGUGAUUCAAGCAAAGCAGACGCAUAACAGCACAUAGUGGCAGACGAGCAGUCACUUCCUUAACGAACACACACACCCUCUCUCACACGAACACAUACACUCUAGAGCGUAAAAAAGUACCAUUCAAGUGCGUGUGCAUAUUUUAUAUGUUCACAUACACAUACAAACAAACAGUCGUGUAUACUAAAUAUACAUCUCUAUCUGAGUGUGCGAAAGCUCAUCGCUUACGUGUAUGUAGGUAGUCAAGUCGUCGGCUCCAGCAGUCUGUGAUUACUUUAGUUUCAUUUGUGUUUUCGUUUUUGGUAACAACUGUCGAGUGGCAGGCAGACAAAAAGGCAACGGACCAAAGUGGACACAAGUGUAUGUCUGUGGGUGUAUGUGUAUAGUGCAUAUUUUGACGAGUUAUCGAGUUUGAAGUGCAGACUGCAGGACAAUAAAUAAAAUUAAAAAAAAAACAAAUUUUGAAAAUAUAAAAACAACAACAAAUGAAAAACUUUACUUAAAAGUUCAGCUUUGUGCAGCCAAACAUAUGCGUCCAUUACAAUACUAACGGUUCGGUUUAAUUUUACUCCGUUAAGUUCACUACUAGUUACCGCUUCUUACCGCUACCGCUUUGACGGCACUGUGAUGUACUUGUUCCCGUUACUUAAAAACAGCUACUUCAUCUCUCCACUUCAUCCCCGUAAACUCAGUACUAUACAACAGCAACAGCAACAACAACAUCAUCCUCAUCUUAACCUCCACCAAAAUCGUCUAGUAACGCUACACUACAAGCUUGUCUUUUAUCUUCAAAACAUACUUAUAGCCAAUGCUUUUGAAACAUGCACAAGCCAGCCAAUGUUGCCACAACAACUGCUACGACAGACGCUACUGAUGGCGCUGUGAAGCCGCAUGCGUCCACUUUGAAUGGUGGCGAUAAUAUCAUAACCAUUAGCACGAGCAGCAUCACCAACGAGUGUCAUACAUCAGGCUUCAAUAACGAGAACGCGUUAAAGCCCGCAUCAUCACCGAAAUCCGCCACAGACAGCAACGAAACGGCUGAACGUCAGCAUUCCUGCUCAUAUCUGAAACCGACCGCUUCAGCGCUCAACGUCUCCAAUAACGCCACCGCGAACGCAGAGCCAUCCACACAAACGCGCGCUUCCCCACAGUGUUGUGAUCUGUCGCGUUGCAUUUCGUAUCAGGAGAAUAUCGCCGAUGUGCAUCAUCGUCGCGGACGCCGUUUGCAUGGCUUACAGUUGCCGCUACAUCCAUUACAAGUAUUCGGUUGGCUUGUGCUCAUACUCUUCGGCGCCGCCACAUUUUGUGUACUGAUACCGUCGUUCGCGAGUGAUAUUCAGGGUCCACUGUACGGGCUCGUCGGCGGUUUGUUUGUGGUGCACGUUAUAUCGCAUUUGACUGCAUUACUAACCGAUCCGGCCGAUCGUGAGCUGCAACGCGUGCAUCGCAACGAUCGCAUAGUGCCGGAGUUCGAUCGCAAUCGACACGCACAUGUCAUUGAAAACGGUCGCUGUCACUUGUGUAACAUACGCACCUCGUCACAGCGCACGAAGCACUGUUCGGUUUGUAAUAAGUGCGUUGGCAAGUUCGAUCAUCACUGCAAAUGGCUGAAUCACUGUAUCGGUUCGCGUAAUUAUGCGGCAUUUCUAAUGUGUGUGGUCAGUGCAGUGGCCGCAACGGUGGUGAUUGUCGCAGCCGUGGUGGCGCAAAUUGUGCUCUACUAUGUGCACCCCGAAUGGUUGAGCUUCUGGCAGUCUGCCGCAGGAAAUGUUGCCAACGUUGACAGUGUAGAUCCCGCUGCGGUGCUCUACGUACGCAAUGCUAGUGCGCUGAAUGACACAGCGGCCACAGCUGGCAAUGCGACGUCUAACAUUGAAUUCGCCCAAAAUGUCACCGCCAAUAUUAGCGCUUAUCUGCUGGAUACCGAUUUGUUGCCGGAUAAUGGUACACUGCCGGCGCUUGCUGAGAACGCGAGUACACUGAUUGCGGACACAAUCAAUGACACCCUGCUGUUGCACUUGAAUCAAACAUUCAGUGCCGCCGAGACAACGGCGGACGCGGCAGGCGACAUUCCCAGCAAUAAUGUUACAGUUGCCACCAUAGCCGGCAUUGGUGUUAGUGAUACAAUAUUCCUGGUGCUUAUUGGUUUAUUAGGGCUUUUGGCUGCCAUCACCGCUGGAUUGCUUAUGCAUCUUUGCUUUUUCCACAUAUACAUCUCGUUUUUGGGCCUGACCACGUACGAGUACAUACGCAACCAUCGGCAAGCACAGGAGCUCAAAGCGAAAGAAGCCAAUGCCAAACAGCCAAAAGAUGAACAUCAGCAUUAUCCUUUGACUCCGUCCAAAAAGACUAACGACUGUGGCCAAAUUUAUUUUUGUUCCAGCGCGCGCCAUCCGAACGCCCUCAAUCCGGCUGAUGUGCAUUACUUUGAGACGCGUAAGCCACUGCCCAAACGCGAUGAUAGUCCGCGUUCACAUCUGCAUUGCUGCGUUAAUUCCAGAGAGUAUCAUCAGUCUGCUUCAAAGACGUACUACAUGUGUUCGCUGCUCGAAGAGAACGCUGUGCAUUCGCCGCUUGCAAUAUCGCAUAUCAGCGGUGGCGACAGCGCCCGAGCCGGUAGCUUGUAUGACGCCAACGACACAGCGGAAGCAACAGAUAGAGGUUAUAAGACCUUCCAUUGCUGUUCCUCGUUUGGCGCAUUGGCGACCCAGCGACGUGUAAGCGCUGCAACGUCCAAAGCCACAUUGGUCAGCGACUUGGAGGCGAUAAGCGCACGACGUUCGUAUAUGCAGUACACGGAGCAAUGUACGUUGUGUACGUUUCGCAUACGCAGUCCCAUAGUGAGUAAACGCGUUGGCGAUGUAAGCGCACGUUCCGGCAGUGCCAAGCAACGCAGCGCACAUGCUGCUAGAGAGCUAAGUCCAACGCCGCGUACCGUUUCCGCGAGUUCGAAGGUGGUUAGUAGCGAGCAUGAACGCUGCUGCAUGAAGUCGAUAUCGAAGAAUCAGCGUUGGCGUCGAAAAUGGAAUUGCUGUUCGAAUGUGCCCGACAGUCCCGAUGUGCCGAAUGAUAUUAUCGCCGCAUUGGCGUUGCGUCACCAACACAGUACUGCCAGCAGCACCGGCAAGAAAGUGAAUGCCACAGAAAUACCAGUGCAUUUCAUUAAGACAGUCAAUGGUAGCGGCAGCGGUGACAGCACCACCGCCAGCCUCAGUGGUAGCCGCCCAACCUCUCCACGCAGUGCCAAUCACAAAUCUAGUUCACGCGUACGUCACACACGCACCUGGCCAAUGCCACGGCUGCGACAUAUGAUGCGUAUGCUCGGUCGCUAUCGACGUACGCGUUGCCGCCAAACGGAUGCUAACAGCGCAAUUAGCGCCGUGGACGAGCAUCAAGUGAAACAAAAUCAAAUCCGCCCAUUACAUUUGCAGCCUAGCGGCAAUGGCGCUUACGGCGGCCGCCAACAUCUUAAUCACCACCAGCCGCAGCAACAUUACAACGACAGCAGCUCACCACAGCCGCCCUCAUCCACAACGACAGCAUCGGAGCGCAGCGAUCAGAGCAUCUACAGUGAUUCGAGUAAUCUCACAACACCCUCAGGUCAAACGCCGAAUGCCAUUGAAACAAUUCUGCCCACAUCAGUGAUACGUGACGACACGUCCAUGACAUAUACGACACCCAUGGGAAUCACACUACCACCGGCCUUGCCGCCACCGACGCGUCGCAAAAUACCGAAUCCAACAAAUUUGGAAGAGCUCGCAGAGACGCUGAGCUUUGUCUCACAUUCGUCGGGCGGCAGUUCAGGCACCCUGUCGCCGGUGCAAAGACUCCCCACGCUGAGCAACGUUUAUCGUCGUCAGCGACGCAAACAUUUCCUGCGUACACGUUCACCGACUUUAUCGCCCAUACACGAGACCGGUCUGUCGAAUCCAACAUCACCACAACCGGGUCGUCAUAAUGCAAGCGCAACCAGUUCAAACGCCGCUGUGACGUCGUCAGCUGAGUUGGCGCGCAAGAAUUCAUCGAAUAGUUCACUACAUAGUGUUAGUUCCAAUUCUAGCAGUACUUAAAUGAAAUUAAUUCGCAAAAGCUUUUCUUUAUUGUGCGACAUUUAGUAAUAUUGGGGAGUUUUAGGAUUGGUAAAGGUGUGUGCAUUGCAUGUUCUUACCAAACGAACUCAAAUUGCGGGCAAAAAUACCUAUAUGAGUUUAUCAGUGAUGACGCUCUGUUCAAUUUCAAAUAAUAUUUCCUAUUUUCCAUUAUUACUGUGUUUUUGAAAAGUACCGACUUUAAUAUAAAAUUUCAAAAUAUUUACUCGUAUGGCUUGUUCGUUUGGAGAAUCUAGAGGACACAAUCUGAAAUGUUUUCCUAUAUUUUUUGGCAUGCCAUUUAAUAAUAUCUGUCAUAGAAUUGAUUCUAUAGUAUUAUCAAUAAAAAAAUUCGAAGUACAGUGGAACUUCUCUAACUCGAUCACCAUAAUCCACAAAAAAACUUCGCGUUAUAGAAUUUUCAAUAAAACAUAAUAUUUUUCAAAAAGCUGUAAAAUAUAGAUUUAUACACAGUUUUAUUUAUUUACUCUUUUUAAUCCUGCCUCGAUAGUAAAAUUUUAAAUUUUGUAUUACGCCCUGGUCGAAAAGUUCGAUUUAUGGCAGGAUAUUUGUGUGAAAUUUUAAUUAUAUUACCAAUUUAAAGGUUUGAGUUAUGGAGAACUUCGAGUUAGGGAAGUUUGAGUUAUGGAAGGAAAUUUGUAUGAAAUUUGAUUUCUAAACGCCAUUGCCAAUUCAAAUGUUCGAGUUAUGGAGAUCUUCGAGUUAUAGAAGUUCGAGUUAUGGAAGUUCCACUGUAUUUUAAUCUUGCUUAGGCUAGGUUGUAUGACUGUUACCCAGAGGAAAACACACUCGGACUAUGGGAGACAGUCGUUUGUGAGGCCAGGAUCACUCCUCUUGAUUAGUUAUUAAGACUCGAUGAAGUGCCCUAAACCUACUUUAAAUCUCCAGAUUUUCACUUCUAUAUCCGCUAGUUCGUGCGGUUGUUCAAAAAGAAUGAAAUAACCAAGAAAUAUUUGUACUUCGCAAAGACAGAUUCCACCAAGUCCUCUUCUAGGCAUCUUCUACAGCUAACGUUCGCUAAGAUUUUUAAUUAAAUAGCAUGGAUCCCGAUAGGACAAUGACCAUUUAGAACCCAUCUGACUAAAGGGAGAUGAACUUUGGUACUGGGGCUGGUCUCAGCGAUAUAGUGACGGUCCAGUAACCUCGGGAUGAAGUCGAAGUGUGCGAGGAUUCUUGAGUGCCCAGACAAGCUCUCCUAUAAAAGCCCUUUGAAAACUAACCUGGAAUGUUUUAAAGGUGAAGUUUCUGCAUUCUUUGGACUUAUUCCACCAGUUUUUGGUAGUUGUCGGGUCUUUAUUGCGAAAGAUCUCAUAGAAACAUUAUCAACCCUGAUGAAUUAAAGUAUUCAUCAAGUUCCAGGGAUUCCUUAAUAUUUUCAGCUCGAUAUUCUUAGAGCAGCUUUGCGAUGAGAUCUUUGUUUGUUUCUUAAAAAAUGUUGCCUUUCCCUUUAGAUAUUAUGGAACAUGUAGUGGAAAUUUGAACAACAAAAAAGUCGAAAGAAAUUGAUGUGCAACUCCUUAACUGUAAUUUUGGAUAUUAAAACUUCUAAAUAUAGCGAUUAUACUUAAAUAUAAUAGAUAUUCGAAUACAUUUUUGCUGCGUGUUUGACCAAGCAAUUGAUCUACAAACUCAUAAAUUAUAUAUAUAAAUGUAUGUAAAUAUCCAUUCACACAAAAUUGCAUGUUAGCAAACUGUACCACUGUUUACAUACGUGAAUAUACAAUUUGCAUAUUGUUCCAUUAAGUCCAAGGUUCAUGGUCAGUUCGCCUUUUAUUUCUGCGAAUUUUCACCGUAAUAUUUUACCUGUCACAUUGUUGUAUUUCAAUUAAAACCUGUUAGGUUUGCCAUUUGCGCAUUUGCAUAUGUACAGGCGAUAUGCCGAGCCGUUAAUGCUCACGUGUAUGCAAACAAAUCGUUUAUAUACGAGUAUAUCCUUGAGUCGCAGCUUAGUACUGCAGUGUAAAUUCACACUUCGCAAAUAAGCAAUCAAAAUGGCUGAGCUGCGGUGUAUAUGUACAUUUUUAAUAUGAACAAUCUGUUCUAGUACAGAAACGAUUUUAUAUAAAUAUGUAUAUCUAUAUACUGAAUACAUAUCUGGCAUGCCUUGGUCCAAGGUUUCAAUGUUUUUUUUAUAUUUCUUAUAAACUUCUAAAGAUCUUUACGCCGUUUGGCAUUAGUGCUUAUUCCACUUUUAUAUUUUCGUGAGUUUGAUUCACAUCAGUUUCCAAAUCGACAAAAAUAAGGAUGUUUUAGUUUGGAAUCAUAAGUAUUGUCUUAUUAAACCUCAAAAAGGCCAAAGUACUCUCCGGUAAAAGACCAAAUCCUUCCAAAGAAAAUUAUUCAGCUUUAUUUGGAGGAUCUGAUUAUAGAUCUCACAAUGUGAAUUCUUAAACUCAACAAAUUCCUUCAUCCAGAUUGAAAAUCGAGACAAAAAACGAAAAUGAAUAAUAGAUAAUCAAUUUUUCAUCAAAUCACUAUACGUUUUAAGAAACAUAUAUGGUCUAAUGAUUCCUCCUGACUCUAUUCUUGAGAAUUCCUGUUUUCAUCUCGUUCCCUUUGAGACAUUUUUCACGAAGUGUCCCCUUGUUUCAUGUGAGAAGGAAAGUAAUAAGUUGGAUUUUAAGAUCAUAGGCUAACUUCUUCAGAACAUCCGUUGAAGAGAAGCUUACAAUUGAGAGAAUCAUCAGUAGAGAUAGGUUAGGGUUAUGGUAAAUGUGCUUUAGUUCUUUGAAUGAAGUUUUUAACUGAGAUUUAUUAUUUAUUAAAUUCCAUCUGGACAGAAUUGAGUUACGGGUCUGUAGAAUUUGUAAGAAGGGGUAAAGAAAUCACAUUUAAAGUAUGAAACCAUUUCAAAUGAGUCUCAGAAGCCCGAGAAUAGUUAACAAUCCCCAAAUACGAAAAAGUAGAUAUCCAUUCAAAGCCUUAUUUAUAAUUCAUAACAAAUAGAGAAUAGUAGAUUUCUACAGACUAACACAUCACCCGCCAUUUUCAUGUUUCUACGAAUGACUGCAUUUCAUUCAUUUUCCUCGCUUUAUAAUUAUAAUAACUCAAUUGUUUUGCUUCUUUUUCCAUCCUUUGUUUGUUCAUCCACUCAAUCCACUUUAAUUUUUGUCGUUUAUAUUCAUAACAAAAUUACUUGAACCACAUCUCCCGCCCCUAAUUAAAAUAAAGAUUCCAUGUUGCUACGCCACUGUUGUUUACACUCGUACAACAAAACGGCGCGGAGUCAGCAAAGAGAAUACAGUAUGAGUCCAGCUAAAUGAAAUAUGCACUUACCGGAAUGUAAUUGCACAGAGGUAAACGUGUAUUUAUGGUUGUCGAAGCAAACGACAAACAAACAUUGCAUGCAGACAAGAUGAGUCUGGAUGCCGAGGACGACGCGGUCAUUCGCGAAGUGUCGCUGCACCAGCGCUUCGCACAAACGUUUGCUGGCUGGCUGAUUUGUUAUAUUUUUUUUUGCUUAUCAUUGGCAAUAGUCAGGCAAUAAAACAAUUGCCAUUAAGCCGGAAGCAUUUUUCCUGCUCUGCACGUCAACUCUCCAUUCUAUCUCUUUCAUCCUUCUGUCACAUGGAGGUGGUGGAGGUGCCAAGUCAACUAACAAAGAAGAAUAUAAAAUUUCAAUAUACCUGCAAUUAUAGAUACGGCAACGUAACAGGCGCAAGGUGUAGAGUUUGUUGUCGGGGCUGUCUGACACUUCAGGUCAGCGGAGUGUACGAGCUUAAGCGCAUUGAGCUUUGAAGUUGAAAUCUCUUGCUUGAAAGUUGUAAAUAUGAUGGAUUAGUCUACAAGUCUCCUCUACAGAAAGGAUAGUGUGAAUGAAUAUAUCAUUACUCCUUUUGAUUUUGUUUGAAUGAGGGGAGCACUCCCGUGUUAAUCGUUUAAAAAUCGAUGACACCUUUAACAGCAAUGAAUCACAAUUUUGCUGCUACAAUUCUAUUUGUUAUUCGUAUUUUCAUAUAAUUAUUUUAAUUAUGUAUAUCUUUUCAAGAUUUAUUUUUCGAAAAUCCAGGUCGAUUAGUACAAAAAGUUUAGUUUAAAAUCCCGACCAAAUUCAAAAAUUCAGCAUAUAAUUUUAUGCGACUAGUUAUAACGCUCAUUUGUCCUGUAAUCAGAUUCAUUUAAGAAAUAUCCGUUUCUCCAAAAUCGGUGCGAGCUUCAACCAUCUAACUUUUCAUAAUUCAUAAAGCAAAACUUCUGUAUAUCCACAAUGUAUCCUAAACGUUAAGACGUCUAAAAUAGUUCUUCAACUUUAGUUUCGACAUCAUUCCAGCUCAACAGCUAGAAAACGUUGACAGUUUGGAUCAAAUGGUUCCUCGAUGAUGUGGGCGAAGUUGCACAUACGAAACUAUACGAAUUAUUUCAUUUUAUUAAAACCACAGGGUGGUUCAAAGAGGGCAUAAUAGUGUGAGGGGAUCCCAGUCACAAUGGGCCUCUCAAAGGCCUAGGUGCGUCGUCAGACAACCACUUAAAUUAACAUCCUAAUGAACAGUAACUAGUCGAGUUUCUACUAUUUAAAAAGUAUUUGUCUUACUGAGUACAGAUUCAGAAGAAUCCGCUAUCGUUUACCAAUCGUACGCGAAUUUAAGUGAGCUCUAGAUUGUCCGAAGAAAACUAGGAAUGUUUACAAAUUGUUGGUCUUACGGAUUCCAACGAUUUCGCUAUGAAAUAGUUCAAAACAUCAGACAGAUACACAAUGGUAGUAUUCAGAGCCAAUAGUACUGCCCUGACAUCGGUGGAAAUGCAGUUGCUCAAUGAUUUCAUUAAUUGUAGUCAUAGCUGCUUGAAAAAUACUAUUGUAUGUUGUCUCGUUGGAUUGGAAUUAACACAGUGUUCAUCACUAAAGUUUCCAUUCAGCUCAGAGUUCUAAGGAACCGAAGGUUAUAAGCGUUCGAAGUCUCUAUACACCUCAUGUGAAAGGCCUCUUUAGGUGUUCGAAACAUAAUGCGUCCAUGAAUAUCAGAAAGCUGCCGACCAACUUUUAUCUAGUCAACCGUACAUCCACUACAUCUCUGAGAGUAGCAACACAAAAUUUGUAUUCCAUAAAUUUAUUUUGAAUUAAUGAAACCAACAGGCAUACACCACUCGAACUGAAAGUUCAGUAAGAACAAAGAAUGCUAAAUUAUUUAGUGUUAUGAAGUCCAUAGUAUAUAAGAGAACUCCAGAGACUAAUGGAAAAUAUUGUUUAGUUUUUUGCUUUCUUUUUUUUUCCUUCUGCUUAUUAAGCAUUAAGAAUAAACGAAGAAAUCCAUAAUACGAGUUGAUUUGCUGCUGGUCUAGUAUUUUUUCAACUCACUCGCAGGUCAUUGACACACACACCUUUGCGAACAUAGAAACUCCUAUGGGCUAUAGGUAUAUACAUAUAUAUAUAUUCAUAUGUAUGAACAGUGCAUUAAAAGCAACACAACUCCAAAUGGACAAGUUCAAGCUAUGAACACUCGAACGAUUCAAUGUAGCGAAAGAACUUUUAUAUUCUUUAUUUAUUUAGAAAGCAAUUUGGCGAAUUUAACUGACAGUUAUAAGAACAUACAAAUACACAGAGAUACAUACAUACAAAUUUAGUUAACGUGUGUAUUUUAGUGCAACUGUAAUUGGAUACAACAAAGUCCUUUCAAAUUCUUAACAGCUUUAUGCAUGUACGUAAAAGAGAAUAGAAGAAUUGAAAAUUAUUGAAUAAAGCAUAACAGAAAAAAACACAAAAAAUUAUAUUAAUAACAAAGCAUAAAAAAUGCGCGAAUUAAGACAAAAAUAAUGCAAACGAAUAAAUUUACAUUGUUAAAUAAGAAAAAACAAAAUAAUAAAAAGCAAAAAAUAUGGCAAGACUGGCAAAUUUCGGUAAUAAGUGAAAAUCGUAUUGUUUUUGAACAGCGAAAGUGUUGAAGCCUUGGUGCUAGCAUUAGCUCUAGUCUGCAUGCACAUACAUACAUACAUAUGUAUAAGUCAAUUAACGCAUUUGUAUGUACAUACAUAUAUAUAUAAAUUUAAGAAAAAGAAAAAAAACGAAAUAUUAACAUAAAUCAGCUUCAAAUGCUCUAUGUGAGAGAUUCGAUAUAUAUAAAAUUAGAAGCAAAAACGCAGCGCACAGCAUUCAAAUUGAGAAUAUAGUAUAUUAGUGUAACAUUUUAAUUGGUAUUUAUUAGGUGCAUUAUAAGCGGAACGGCCAAAAAAUGAAAUAUGAGAAAUUGUGGAACGUGGGAAAGGAAGACAAGAACUAGCAGAGGGAAAUUUGAUUCUUAAAAAAAUAUAUUUUUUUCAUAUAUAUAUUCUUACAAGUUGGAGUUGAAGCUAGCUGUUCAAUCGUGGCUAGUUCUUUAACCUUUAAACCUUUGACUUAACGUAACCCCCACAGAAUGUAAUCUCACACAGACAGUCCAUAGCGUAGGGCUCUUGACGGGUCCAUCAACGAUAUUAUUCGGUCCUUGAUAGUUCCUCUCUCUAAAAUGAUGUUUUCACGCGACUUGUGGUUUAUAGAAAUUACUUAAAUUUAUUUUUAAAUGUGUCCCCAUAUUGGAACAGCCAUUUAGACUUUUCGAAAAGUAACGUAUUCGUAAUCAGCGAACCCGAAAACCCCCUAGUAACGCUUUUCAAGCAAAUCAAUUUUUCAAUAAAACGUCCGCCAUAUUGGAUCCGCCAUUUUAAAUUUUCGAAAAUUAACGUCAAAUCCGUAAUCAGCAACGCCGAAACCCCCCGAUAACGAGUUUCAAGCGAAUCCGAGGAUUUUUUGAGAACGCCGCCCGCAAUUUUAAAUUUUCCGAAAACCCCCUAGUAACGGUUUUCAAGCAAAUUCGAUGAAUUUUUCAAAAAAACGUCCGCCAUAUUGGAUCCGCCAUUUUAAAUUUUCGUAAAUUAACGUCAAAUUCGUAAUCAGCAACGCCGAAAACCCCCGCGUAGCGAGUUUCAAACGAAUUCAAUGGUUUCUUAAAACGCUGUCCGCCGUAUUAGUUUCUUGGGGAUAUGUCAAAACUCUGAUCUGAUAGGGUUAAAUGGGCCGGUUAAACCGAUUCGAAUUCAGCGACCCCAAAAACAUAUAGUAAACAUAGUAAGACCCCCAGGUCAGAACCAAAAUUUAUUUUAGUAUGGCUUAUUAAGUUAGGUUAUAUUUUGGGUUCCAAUGCGCAAUUCUUAGUGGAACCAGUUGAAGUUUUACACUAUAUUGCUCUAGCCAUCACAUAGAAUGUUACAAUAUUAAUAAUAAUAGAGCGUCUCUUCCAUAUGUUUCAUUGGGUAAACUGGUCCUAAUUGUAGGAUAUUUUUCAUUUUUCUAAUUUCCGAUCCAAAGGAUGUCCAAAAUAUAAAUAAGAUAUCUCUAAUAAUAUUUUUGAAUCAAAAAUCCUUUGUCAAAACCAAGUUAUGUCCAAUUCAUGAUAUUACUUUACAAUGAAACAUCUUUCAGUUUUUUUUCUUUCAGUUCAUCCUUAUUUUAGCUUUUUACUCCUUAGGUAAAUCUAGUGAGAGUAAUUCAACAAAAAUUUUUAUUUUAUAUCCCGAAUUGACAAAGUUAUAAAUUCGAGGUACUGAGAGACACGGAAUUAAGACCCAGAACUUUCUAACCUAGAAUUAAAAUCUCAGAGCAACCAGAGGUCCUUCCGAAUACCAAUUAAUAUGGUAAUUUAUUCGCCGACUAUUUACAAUUAUAGAACAGAUUUAUCUGACCAAAAACCAUAGAUCCUAUCUCAAAUCAUCGAAGAAAUCUGAAACCCAACAA
Molecule: messenger RNA, 21056 nt
Organism: Zeugodacus cucurbitae (melon fly)
Lineage: Eukaryota; Metazoa; Arthropoda; Insecta; Diptera; Tephritidae
Exons: 1
Coding region: 10067-13315 (1082 amino acids)
Biological process (GO): peptidyl-L-cysteine S-palmitoylation; protein targeting to membrane
Cellular component (GO): endoplasmic reticulum; Golgi apparatus
Molecular function (GO): protein-cysteine S-palmitoyltransferase activity
Source: RefSeq, a predicted model, not a curated record